GCCCUGCCGCCCGCCCCUCGCCGUGAGGAGGAGGUGGAGGAGGAGGCGGCUCGGGGAGAUCGAGCAGCUAGCUGGAGCGCGGAGCGUGAGUGAGGGAGCAGAGCAGCCUGCCCGCCCGCCGCCGCCUCCCCUCCGUAAGCAGGAGCCCGGGCCGGGGCCCGGCACGCAACCCCAGCCCCUCCCUCGUCGUCAGGCCGCGAGGGCAGCGCGCGCGAGCCAGGGGGAGGGAAAGCGAGCGAGCGCCGGGAGGAGGCGGCCGGACCGAGCGAGCGCCCGCGCGUGUGGCGUGAGGGGAAGCCGCUGCCCGCCCCCUUCGCCUUCCCUUCUCUCCCCCUCCCCGCUCCCCCCCCGACCGCGGAGAGCACCAUGUCGGCGCCGGCGGCCAAAGUCAGUAAAAAGGAGCUCAACUCCAACCACGACGGGGCCGACGAGACCUCAGUGUGCUCCAAAGUCGUGCGGGGCCGCCUCUUGAGAUCAGCCCGCCUGAAAUUGGGUUGGAGGGGCGAGAAAGGUCGGAUUCGAAUCCGGGGGUUCAUAUUCUUAGAAGAAAAAGAACAGCAAGAAGCAAUUGAACAUAUUGAUGAAGUACAAAAUGAAAUAGACAGACUUAACGAACAAGCCAGUGAGGAGAUUUUGAAAGUAGAACAGAAAUAUAACAAACUCCGCCAACCGUUUUUUCAGAAGAGGUCGGAAUUGAUCGCCAAAAUCCCAAAUUUUUGGGUAACAACAUUUGUUAACCAUCCACAAGUGUCUGCACUGCUUGGGGAGGAGGAUGAAGAGGCGCUGCAUUAUUUGACAAGAGUUGAAGUGACAGAAUUUGAAGAUAUUAAGUCAGGUUACAGAAUAGAUUUUUAUUUUGAUGAAAACCCUUACUUUGAAAAUAAAGUUCUCUCCAAAGAAUUUCAUCUGAAUGAGAGUGGUGAUCCAUCUUCAAAGUCCACUGAAAUCAAAUGGAAAUCCGGAAAGGAUUUGACAAAACGUUCAAGUCAAACUCAGAAUAAAGCCAGCAGGAAGAGACAGCAUGAGGAACCAGAAAGCUUCUUCACCUGGUUUACUGAUCAUUCUGAUGCAGGUGCAGAUGAGUUAGGAGAGGUCAUCAAAGAUGAUAUUUGGCCAAAUCCAUUACAGUACUACUUGGUUCCAGACAUGGAUGAUGAGGAAGGGGAAGGAGAAGAAGAUGAUGAUGAUGAUGAAGAGGAAGAAGGAUUGGAAGAUAUUGAUGAAGAAGGGGAUGAGGAUGAAGGUGAAGAAGAUGAAGAUGAUGAUGAGGGGGAGGAAGGAGAGGAAGAUGAAGGAGAAGAUGACUAAUGGAACACUGAUGGAUUCCAACCUUCCUUUUUUAAUUUUCUCCAGUCCCUGGGAGCAAGUUGCAGUCUUUUUUUUUUUUUUUU
Molecule: messenger RNA, 1391 nt
Organism: Globicephala melas (long-finned pilot whale)
Lineage: Eukaryota; Metazoa; Chordata; Mammalia; Artiodactyla; Delphinidae
Source: RefSeq, a predicted model, not a curated record